Messenger RNA from Synchiropus splendidus (mandarinfish), 1332 nucleotides. RefSeq names its product abhydrolase domain containing 6, acylglycerol lipase b (gene abhd6b). Bases 93 to 1115 code for a protein of 340 amino acids. The transcript is spliced from 9 exons. NCBI's taxonomy places the organism in Eukaryota, Metazoa, Chordata, Actinopteri, Syngnathiformes, Callionymidae. The record is from RefSeq and is a predicted model, not a curated record.
CCAGAUGUAUCUGACAGUGUACAGAAGUUUUACUGCAUUUUAUGAAAAGUAGAGACAAUCAGUUGUACUCGCAAGCAAAUCCAAGGUGAGACAUGGCCGCUGAUCUGGACAUGGUGAACCUCCUUGUCAUCGCUGCAGGGACGCUGGCAAUUCCCAUUUUAGUUUUUUUCGCCUCCUUCCUUUUGUGGCCGUCAGCACUGAUCAAAGUGUAUUACUGGUACUGGAGGAGAACUCUGGGUCUCCAGGUUCGGUAUGCCGACUGUGGUGGGUAUCGCUUUUGUUACUCGUACAGAGGGAAACCAGGGAUGAGACCUUCCAUCCUGAUGCUACACGGCUUCUCAGCUCACAAGGACAGCUGGCUGACUGUCGUCAAGUACCUGCCCAAGCAUCUGCACAUCCUGUGUGUGGACAUGCCAGGCCAUGAAGGAACAACACGCACCAACACAGAUGAUUACUCCAUUCUGGGGCAGGUCAGGAGGAUCCACCAGUUUGUGGAAAACAUUCGCUUAAACAGGAAGCAGUUUCAUAUUGUUGGAACCUCCAUGGGAGGUAAUGUAGCUGGAGUCUAUGCUGCCUGCUAUCCCUCCGAUAUCUGCAGCGUGACACUCAUCUGUCCAGACGGUGUUAGGCACCAAUGUGAGACCAAAUUUGAUAAUCACCUGCAGGACCUGGAACACAGCAACUACACACUAAACAUCCCGCUGAUCCCAACGACACCAGAGGAGAUGGAGGACAUGUUCAGACUGUGUUCGCAUGUUCGCUUCAGAAUCCCUCAACAGAUUCUUCAAGGAUUGGUGGACGUCCGCGAACCUCACAAUAACUUCUACCAAGAAGUUUUUAUGGAGAUUGUUGGAGAGAAGUCCAGGUAUGCCUUACAAGAACAUCUCCAGCAGAUCACAGCACCUGUGCAGGUGAUAUGGGGCAAACAAGAUCAGGUUGUCGAUGUGUCUGGAGCUACAGUGAUUGCCGAGAUGCUACCUGGAUGCAGGGUGGACCUGCUGGACAACUGUGGACACGCCGUGGUCAUGGAAAAACCGAGUCGGACUGCAAAGCUCAUCCUGGAGUUUAUAAUCCAGCGACAGGAAGCUCGGGGAGGUGCAAAGAAAUCAUCCUGAAGUUCUUGAUUCUGCUUGGACCUUAAGGCCCACAUAUUGUCAGGUGUGACAGAUGACGUCACCAGCUACAAAAUCUUGUCAUUCAUUCGGUUAUCGAAGUCAUUCACUUUGACAUUAAAACAUGAACACAACUCCGGAAACGAUUUAUUUCAUAGUUUGAAUGUGCGCUCUGUCUGCUUUGCUUAGUCUGUCAAAAGUAUGUGUGUUCCAAAAUCUG